Molecule: messenger RNA, 180 nt
Organism: Prunus armeniaca (apricot)
Lineage: Eukaryota; Viridiplantae; Streptophyta; Magnoliopsida; Rosales; Rosaceae
Source: the annotation of a GenBank genome assembly
AUGUCAAUUAUAAGGAUCUCCUCUAAACUUGUCAAGACACCCAUGGGCUACAUGGGCACAUUGAGUGGAGUGGUUUGCGGGGUGGAGAAAGAGGGGAUGCUGGGUUUGGGGGAGUAUGAUGGGGUGGCUAGGGGAGGAUGGGCUUGGUGGGAGCGGGCUGGGGCUGUGCAUGGAAUGUGA